This is a messenger RNA of Arabidopsis arenosa, 894 nucleotides long. The record is from the annotation of a GenBank genome assembly. NCBI's taxonomy places the organism in Eukaryota, Viridiplantae, Streptophyta, Magnoliopsida, Brassicales, Brassicaceae.
AUUAAACAACUUGAAGCACAAGAGAGGAGGAAGAAGAAGAAACGGAACAUUUGAUCGAAUCGAAUCCGCCAUGAGUGAACAAACUCCGAAGCUUUUCACCAAUAAACCCAAGAAGAAGGCCAUUAUCGCUCAGCUUAAGCACGUUGAAGCCAAUUUCAACAAUCCCACCGUUCCUCCAUCAUCAAAACCGUCUCCGGCUGCUGCAGCCGCGGCUUCGUAUACUAUGGGUGGUGGUUCUGUUCCUCCUCCGCCUCCUCCUAAGGAAUCAUUUGCUCGUAGGUACAAAUAUGUCUGGCCACUUCUCCUUACCGUCAAUCUCGCCGUCGGAGGUUAUCUUUUCUUUAGAACUAAGAAAAAGGACCUAGAUCCUGUAGUUGAAGAGACGGCUGCGAAAUCAGGUUCAGUCGCAGCUCCUGUUAGUACUGUGGAAAAGACUGUGUCUUCCACAGUGGUUGCAGAGCCAGUGGUGAUCAAGGCACGUGAGCCAAUUCCAGAGAAACAACAGCGUGAGCUCUUCAAAUGGAUGUUGGAGGAGAAAAGGAAAGUAAAUCCGAAAAAUGCAGAAGAGAAGAAACGGAAUGACGAAGAGAAAGCGAUUCUGAAACAGUUCAUAGGCUCCAAAACCAUUCCUACUCUCUGAUCUAUUAAAGUGCAGAUUCUGUUGAUUUUAGUUUGGUUUCAAUUCUUACUUUGUGGAUAUCAGAUGUUUUGCUUUUGGAAACUUUUUUCGUUUCAUUGUUGAAACCAGUCACUUUGGUAUCUUCAGUUCCAACAUUGAUCCAUUGUCCGGUCUUGUGUUUCUUUGGCAUUGUGAAACGUUGAAUGCGAGAGAAAAAGGUUCGUCUCUUUUUGGGCUAAAGAGUUUUGAGUUUGAAAUAUACAUGUCGCACUAUG